AAAGCAAAGCCGUUUUUUUCCUCUUUUCUCUAUAAAGGCUCGUUCAUGCACCAAACAAAUAUCCUAUCUUAGUGACUUCAGAAAAAAAGAAACUUCAAAAAUUUCUCUUCAAUAUAAGCCUCCGCAAGAAGUUUCUCAGAAACAGUUUUCUCAAGAAAAGACUUGAAUUUUCCUCAAAAUACCACAAAAUUCUCUGACCUACCAAACAAAUUAAACCCAUAUUACAGGAUUUCUACAAAAACUAAAACUUAAUAGAGAAGAAUCAGAUCUGAGAAAAAAAACUGCAAUGUGUCUGGUGUGUUUAUGUGAUGAGGAAGAGACAGAGUUAGGGAGACAACAAGCACCUGGAUCGUGUCCUUAUUGUGGAGGUAAAGUGCAAAUGCUUGAUGUUGAAAGAAAAUGGAUGUUCUGUUUCGUUCCUCUUUGUUUCAAGAUCAAGAGGAAGUACUUGUGUUCUUCUUGCGAUCGUCGUCUCGUUUUGUAUCAUUAAAAUAAUAAUAUUGUAGUUUCUUUUUUUAUUAAUGUCCUUUCUUAAUAAUUAAAGUAAAUUAAUUAGCGUUUUAAUCAAGGGAAAUAAUUUUAGUCGGUGGUUUUUGGUAUGGUUAGUAUAUCUAGUCGUGUAAACCGACAUUGAUCUUUUAGAAGUGUUGUAGAACUCUCUCGAUUCAAAUUUGAUGUACUUUUCCUUUGUCUUCAAGUGGCUUCUCAAGUCGAUCCAAAUUAAAAUAUAUUCAAUAUUAUAUGUGUAAUUGUGUUGUUAAUGUAAUGAUGAAUCUCAAGUUUGGUGUAA
Arabidopsis lyrata subsp. lyrata is the source of this 790-nucleotide messenger RNA. RefSeq lists its product as uncharacterized. Bases 287 to 490 code for a protein of 67 amino acids. The transcript has a single exon. Lineage: Eukaryota; Viridiplantae; Streptophyta; Magnoliopsida; Brassicales; Brassicaceae. The record is from RefSeq and is a predicted model, not a curated record.